AUGGUUUGCAAGCAGAUUAAGUUGCUGGACUUGUCUGGAGCCAAAUGCAAAACCACUCCAAUGAAUGCAGCUCACAAGUCUGUUGAGCAACCCAAUUUUGUCUGUUUUGAGAAACCCGAGGCAAUUGUGAGAUUAACAGAUCUGUGCAAUUUCACUGUACAAAUGCAAGGACAGUGAGCAAGAUCACUUACGUGAAGAGAAAAGAAUCUGAAGAAGUGUGCAUGCACACGAAAGCUCAUACCAAUAACAAACUUAGUUGGUCUCUAAGGUGCUACUGGAAGGAAGUUUUUUAUUUUGUGAAGACAAAAAACAGCAAAGUAUUACAUCACCUCAAAGCAGCAGUAGGGGACCUGUGGGCCUCCAGACAUUGUGGGACUCCAAUUCCCAUCAGCCCCAGCCAGCAUGACCAAUGAUCAGGAAUGAAGGGAGUUGAGGUCCAAUAAUUUAUGGAGGUUCUCCACCCCUGUCUUAAAGACUAACAGAUAUAUUUUCCUAAAGACAAGGGCCAUAAUCAAUAACAGGCUGUACUAUACAGACCGAUUUUUUCAGAGGCAAAGCUGGUAAUUGGUGGAGAAAAACAACCUUUCUCCAAGAGAUGAAAUGUAAAUAACCACGCGGAUUAUGGAGCCACAGGUAUUCAUUCUUUGCUCCAGCUCUCAACACGUGGGGCUGUUUCCAAUGUUAGACAUACUCAGACCCAUUGGAAUUAGGGAACAUGACUAAGGCUGUGAAUACAGUAUCUGUUUAAAACGCAGCUAAGUCGUUAUUUUUAUCAAUUCAGAUUGAAGCUGGCUUGGGGAUAAUGCAUCAAAACAUUGCAUUUCUUAAGAAAAAACACAGGAUAGAUGCAGAUUUUGGCUAAUGUUGUGUGAAUGGUACUAUCCGAAGCAGUGGUGGUGGGAACGCACUGGAUGCAGAGUAAACAUGUGUGAUUGCAGAGCCUAACCUAGCCGCAUUAAUUUCAACAAGUCAGCUCUGAGUAGGACUUACAGUGGUACCUCGGGUUACAUACGCUUCAGGUUACAUACGCUUCAGGUUACAGACUCCGCUAACCCAGAAAUAGUGCUUCAGGUUAAGAACUUUGCUUCAGGAUGAGAACAGAAAUCGUGCUCCGGCACUGCGGCAGCAGCGGGAGGCCCCAUUAGCUAAAGUGGUGCUUCAGGUUAAGAACAGUUUCAGGUUAAGAACGGACCUCCGGAACGAAUUAAGUACUUAACCCAAGGUACCACUGUAGCUGGAUCCUUGGUUUAUAAUUUAACUUGCUUAUCAGUAUUCAAAUUCAGACUUAAUUUAUUAAUUAUUAUUAUUAUACCAGCCCAUCUAGCUGUGUUUCCCCAGCCAUUCUGGGCGGCUUACAGCCUCGGCCCAGUAUACCUGAAGGAGCGUCUCCACCCCCAUCGUUCAGCCUGGACACUGAGGCCCACCUCCAAGGGCCUUCUGAAGAUUCCCUCAUUGCGAGAAGUGAGGUAGAGGGCCAUCUCAGUAGUGGCUCCCAUCAGAUGUCAAGGAAAUAAACAACUAUCUGACUUUUAGAAAUCAUCUGAAGGCAACCCUGUUUAGGGAAGUUUUUAAUGUUUGAUGUUUUAUCACUUUAUUUAUUUAUUAUAAUUCUGUUGGGAGCCGCCCAGAGUGGCUGGAGAAACCCAGUCAGAUGGGUGGGGUAUAAAUAAUAAAUUUGUUGCUGUUGUUGUUAUAUCAAAACAUAAUAAAACAUUAAAAACUUCCAGAUACGGGGCUGCCUGUAUUUAAGCUGCUUCACAUUUUUAAAAGUGGCAUUUAAUAUAACUGGUUUUUAAAAUACCUGAUUUAAUUGAAAACUAUUUCGAGCAUUUAAUUUAAUUUCACUUAAAAUAACUUUUAUCCAGCUGUCUGUGGAGUGUGGAGAGGAUUUGGAAUGGGGAAAUGGCAGGAAGCGAAAACACGGAGGGCACCUUCCUUGUUCCAGCUUCAUCUAAUGAAGCUGAACAUUGGAAAAUUCGGGACCAAUAAGAGAAGGUCCUUCUUCACAAAGUGAAUAGUUAAACUAUGGAACUUGCUCCUGCAGGAGGCAAUGAGGGCCGCCAACAUGGCUUGCUUUAGAAGAGGAUUGGGUAGAUUCAUGCUGGCUAUGCUUUGGAUGCAAUAAUGCUUCUGAAUACCAGUUGCUGGAACCACAGGAUGAGAAAGUGCUCUUGUUCUCAGGUCCUGCUUGCAAAUUUCCCACAGGCUUCUGGUUGGCCCCUGUGAGUACAGGAUGCUGGACCCCGGGGGCCACGGGCUGGAUCCAGCAAGCUCUUCUCACAUUCUCCUCUUUUGAAACCACCCAAAGAGACUUUGCCUGGUGUAGAUCACCUGCUGGACUUUUAUAUUACACACAUUUGCGAAACAAGCCACAGCAGAGCCAGUGUGGUGUAGUGGUUAAGAGCGGUAGUCUCGUAAUCUGGUGAACCGGGUUCGCGUCUCCGCUCCUCCACAUGCAGCUGCUGGGUGACCUUGGGCCAGUCACACUUCUCUGAAGUCUCUCAGCCCCACUCACCUCACAGAGUGUUUGUUGUGGGGGAGGAAGGGAAAGGAGAAUGUUAGCUGCUUUGAGACUCCUUAGGGUAGUGAUAAAGCGGGAUAUCAAAUCCAAAAUGAUCAAGGGGCUGAAGCAAAUCCCAUACAAGGAAGAAACGUUUGGGAUUUUUCAUUGGGACAAACUUGGCGCACAACAGAAAAGUGUUUCAGGGUUAAAUCAUUUCAAAGAGGAACAAAAGAUGUACAGAGAGAGGUCAGCACAUCCCUAGCGGUGCCUGUGAGACACCCACCCUAUAUAAAGUUCCUCUCUUUCCCUGGUAGCUAUUCCGGAAGCUUCUCCUUGCGUGACGUUGACAGGCAAACACGCACACAGGGAUGUCUGAAUGACAAGGGAGCUUGGAGGCAAAUGAGGCCAUGUGCCCGAAAAUACAGUACGUUCUAAUGGAGUGCCCUUCUCUCUCUCUCUCUGUCUCUCUGCAGCUCAGCUCCAAUGAGUCACCGUCCCCCAGUGAGAUUCCAGGCCAGGAAGAAAAAGGUGAGUGAAAGCAGCUGGCGCUCGCACACACACACACUCUUCAUCGUCUCCUCCUCUUUGUUCCAGGCUGCCAACUUCUCUGCCAGUCUCAGGGGCAUCAUCCCCACGCAGCCCCAUCCUGGGAAAAACCAAGGCUAUUUAUUUAUGUCGCCUUCCACACACGUUUCAAGGCAAUGCAAAACAUGCAAUUAAAAACAGCUGGAAAAUAGUUUUGCUUUUUUUAAUGAUGCAGAAAAUAACAGCAGAUAAAUCUGAAAACAACGGCAAGUAGAAACCCAUGGAAGAGACCUAGACCUCCAGCUGGGAAAGUUUAUAGGAACAAAAAAUGUCUUCUGUUGUUUCCGGAGAGCACAGAUAGUGGGGCACUUGUGGUAUCUGGACAGGAAUGGUGUUCUACGGUACGGGGGGAGGGAGUCCCAUUGUAGUUUAGUAUAGGGUGGGCUUCUGAGAUAUUUGGGUCUUGAAGGCGACGUUGUCCCGCAGCCCAUUGGGUAUCGAACAUUAGUCCUAUUUCGAGCAGAGCCACUGAAAAUAAUGGACAUGACUCACUUAGCCCACAUUCAUGCCAUGCAUUUAAAGCAGCAAAAUCGAAAGCAACAUGAUGGCCAGAAACAAUUACAGUAUAGAAAACUUUAUGGAAUAGUGCAAAACAUCAAAACUAUCAAACUGAAGUCUCUGAAAGUCCUUGAAUAAGUCACAGUGCCAGACUUUACCCAGCAGAGAGCAAGCCUGUAAAGGUUUGUAUAAUUGGCAAAUGUCCAAUUCUGAUGUCCAACUCUGAACUCAGCUAAACAGUGUGUCCAGAUAGCAACUACUAUUUCGUUCAGUUCUUCAUCAGAAAAUUAGUUCGACAAACACUCAUAAGUAGAAAGAUGUGCAGUUUCUUCAUUAACCAAUCUUUUUUCGAAUUGAUAUGAUAUACAUGAGAAUGAAAAGUACUCUGGAACAGUGCUCAUGCGAUUAUGUAGUCUCUGCCGGGUAAAGUCUGGCACUGUGACUUAUUCAAGGACUUUCAGAGACUUCAGUUUGAUAGUUUUGAUGUUUUGCAUUAUUCCAUAAAGUUUUCUAUACUGUAAUUGUUUCUGGCCAUCGUGUUGUUUUCGAUUUUGCUGAGUCAUAUUUUGCAACAGGGGUUUGUUGGUUGGUUUGUUUAUACAUUUAAAGCAGUCAUGGCAUUAAAUUUAAAUUAUUUAAAUAAUGUUGUUGUUGUUUAGAUUUAUAUAGUGCCCUUCAUCACAAGAUCUCAAGGCUGUUCACAGGAUAAAAAUACAAGGUGAAAACACAAGUAAAUAGUUAAAACAACAAAAAACAAAACCCUCCCCACACACUUAAUCAGCUGUAGAAUUAGUUAACAGUGCUGAGAGUUGUUAGGCGACCCCCCCCCCCAUUCUGCUCACAGGGCUACAAUUUCCAGAGUGGUUUAAGACCCACUCCCAGAUAAUUUUGGGAAUAGUAGUUCUGUGAGGAGAGUUGGGGUCUCCUAACACCUCUCUGCAUCCCUAACAAACUACAGCUCCCAGCAUUUUGGGGAGAAGCCAUGGCUGCUUGACGUGGCACGAUAAUGCUUUAAAUGUAUGGCGCGAAUGUGGUCUUAGCCUCAUUAUUUUGAAUGGGUCUACUCUGUGUAUAACAGGAGACAACCCAUAAGACAGACUCCGUAGAAGGCAGCUUCCUCUGUUCUGAUGAGUCUCUAUUAAGCCUUCAUUAAAGGGAGCUGCUGCUGCUGCUCUAACCAUGGAAAUGCGACUCGACAAGGUCUGACCGAGGGCACUCAAUGCCACUUGGGCAAAUUGCUGUAACGAGAGAGCGGACAAAAAAGGGCAGGCAAUGGCAUCCCGGAGUGCUGGAGAGGAAGGGAAGGCUCAGAGGAGAAUGACACUCUGCAGCUGCUAACAGAUCCCCUUUGCUGAGCAUGACAGCUUAUUCCUCUAGGAUGCUCUUGCCAGACACUCAGCUGCAAAGGAGAAGGGCCUUGAUCGCUUGGGGGCGGAACAUCUGCUUUGCAGAAGGUCGCAGGAUCAAUCCCAGGCAUCACUGUGUAGAGUUUAUAUUUGCCCCCUGUCUGAAACCCUAGAGAGCUGUUGCCAGUCAGAGUAGACAAUACUGAGCUGCAAAGACUCGGUAUAAGGCAGCUUCUCCUGUUGGGGAAGGGUCGCAGUUCCGCAACUGAUCAUCUGCUUAAGUAAAGGUAAAGGGACCCCUGACCAUUAGGUCACCGACUCUGGGGUUGCGGUGCUCAUCUCACUUUAUUGGCCGAGGGAGCCGGCGUACAGCUUCCGGGUCAUGUGGCCAGCAUGACUAAGCCGCUUCUGGCAAACCAGAGCAGUGCACGGAAAAACAGUUUACCUUCCCGCCGGAGCAGUACCUAUUUAUCUACUUGCACUUUGAGGUGCUUUCGAACUGCUAGGUUGGCAGGAGCAGGGACCGAGCAACGGGAGCUCACCCCGUCGCGACCUUUUGAUCGGCAAGUCCUAGGCUCUGUGUUUUAACCCAAAACACCACCCGUAUCAUCAGGUAGACCCGGGAGAAGGCUCCUUUCUGAAACCUUGGAGAGCUGCUGCCAGUCAGUGCUGAGCUAGAUGGACCAAUCGUCUGUCUUGGUAUAAAAGGACCAAGAAGGAGCUGCCAUUAACUUUCCCUCCCCUUCUCUACUGGCUUGUUGUUUGAGAGUUAGUUCUGUUAGCUCCUACCUUUUCUCCAGGGCACUCAAGGUGCUGCGUGUGGUUCUCCCUCUUCCCAUGUCAUCCGCACAGCAAUCCUGCAAGGUGCUUCAUGGCUGAAUGAGGCAUUUGAACCUUGGUCUCCAUCUCUUGCUCCAGACCGGCAGUCAGGUCUGGCAAAAUGUAGAGCAAAUGUAAUCAGGACCAUGGAGAUUUCCUUUAAGGGCCAGAUGCAGAAAGAGGCGGCUCAGUACUGAGAAGCGGGAAGUUUGGGACAUUGUUGCUCCAACAUUUGAAAUUCUGAAUGUUCUGCAAAAAUUUGAGAGGUGGGGGUUACAUCAGAACAAGGAGGGGGAGAAAGCACCCCUCUUUUGUAUUUUAUUUCGAGUGGGGAGCAGGAGUCGGAGGAGUAUGUGUGAAACUUGUUGGUGGUCUUCUUCCAUGCAUGAUGGGGAAUUAGACCUGGCAGCAAGAAUAGCAGUAAGGAAUGCUGGCAAAAUCUGCACCCCCAAAAAAUCUCCACUCCAACUUUCCACUGAGAUCCAGCUUCCUUUUGAAAUUCAUUUGCAUUAGAGGCCUGUGUAUAUCAUCAUCAUCAUCUUAUUUGUUUCCACCUUCUUCAUAGCUAAAACCAUGAUCUAGGUGGCUUUGUUGUUGUUUAGUCGUUUAGUCGUGUCCGACUCUUCGUGACCCCAUGGACCAGAGCACGCCAGGCACUCCCGUCUUCCACUGCCUCCCACAGUUUGGUCAAACUCAUGCUGGUAGCUUCGAGAACACUGUCCAACCAUCUCACCCUCUGUCGUCCCCUUCUCCUUGGGCCCUCCAUCUUUCCCAACAUCAGGGUCUUUUCCAGGGAGUCUUCUCUUCUCAUGAGGUGGCCAAAGUAUUGGAGCCUCAGCUUCAGGAUCUGUCCUUCCAGUGAGCACCCAGGGCUGAUUUCCUUAAGAAUGGAUCGGUUUGAUCUUCUUGCAGUCCAUGGGACUCUCAAGAGUCUCCUCCAGCACCAUAAUUCAAAAGCAUCAAUUCUUCGGCGAUCAGCCUUCUUUAUGGUCCAGCUCUCACUUCCAUACAUCACUACUGGGAAAUCUAGGCGGCUUACAACAUGUAAAAAAAGUUUACAUAUUUACAGACAUUAACAAAAGUAGUCAUGAACAAUAAAUAAAGCACAUCAGGAAGCGCACAACCAAACUGAAUAAUUUCAACAGAAAUCAUAUGUAUAGCGUAGUAAGAUCUAAAAAUAAAGAUGCAAAAAAUUAAAAUCAGUAACACAAAACCACAUAAACAAUGCCCCAGCCCAAGAGUGUGUUCAGUGACCUCACCUUUUCCAGGUAGAGUGGGUUGUCUUCCUUUCCAUCACACUUCCAUUUACUCUGAAUUCAGUGCUCUCCCAUCGCUGGUUUGGAAGUAGUGCACAGAAAACAUGAGCCAAAAUCCAUAUCGAUCCUGUCAUUUUUAAAAAAUGAAAUAUUGCAUACUGGUGUGUUUCCGCCCAGACUGGCUUUGAUCCAAAUUGAGAAAAAGAACAACCCAGAUGCAUGCUAAGCCUGUAAUAUGUUCUCAGACUUAAUUAAGGGCAAGAGAGUUAAUGACUAAGCAGCCCAUAAGAACUUAAGAACUUACAACUGAUUUUUUCAUUAUUAAACUUGACCGCAUGCCUUUGCUUUGGGUCAGGUAACAUAAUCAAAACAAUGUUUUUCCUACAUUAUUUGAUUGUUUGAUUAUUUGAUUGUUGUUAGCCGCCCUGAGCCCGGCUUCGGCUGGGGAGGGCGGGAUAUAAAUAAAAAUUAUUAUUAUUAUUAUUACAUGCACACACACUCUUUUUAAUCAAACAUGGAUUACCUCAGGAACAGGGAGACGCUUUAUACAAAGUGAAAACAUCAGCCCACCUGGCUUUGUAUUGUCCACACUGACUGGCAGCAACUGACUGGGUUUCAGAGAUGGUUCUCUCAGUCCUACCUGCAGAUUCUGAGGAUUGAACCAGGGACCUUUUUCUACUUGAGAGUUGACAGCAGCCCAAAGUGUGAAUAUCUAUUAUUAUUAUAAUUAAUAAUAAUACUAAAAUCCUUAAUAUGAAAUGAUGGUGGGGUUUUUGUUAUUCAUAUAUUAGCUCCCUUUCAUUCCUUUUUUUUUAAAAAAAACGUUAUAUAUAUUGUCCUUACCCUCCCCCCACUUAGUUAUAUUUGUGAAUAUAAGAUUAUUAUUUUUUAAAAAAGGUUCUAUCAACUGAUAGCGGGGGUGGAAUUAUGUUCAACUAGAAGGGAGAAGAACCUGUGACCCUCUAGAUGUUGCUGGACUUAAGACUCCUAUCCUCCCGAACUGGCCAUGCCAUUUGGAGCUAAUGGGAUAGAUAAAAACGUGGGGAAGUUAAUGUGUGAGCACACACCUCCCUUCCAACUUCCACACCCACCCUCCACACACUUUGUCCCCGUUCUAGACAGUGAUUGUGGCCUGAGUAAGGCGGGCUGUCAUUCACAGAACGCCAAAGGAAGAAAGGGUGGGAGGAAUAGAGGCAGUGGUACUUAGGCCCCGUCAGCUAACGGUUGCUAGGCAACCUGGAGGCUGCGAUGCUUUCUGCCCUUGCAGCUCUCUGCCUGUGGUUGCUAGGCAACCCAAUAUCCAUGCUGCCCUGACCACCUCUAGGGCAGGGCAGGGCUAGGCUGUGAAGGUCAGCGCCCUCACAGGGCCUACUCAAAGAGUAGACUGUGCUCUGGCACUGAUGUCCCGAGUUCAAAACGCACGCAGGCCGCACCCCUGGUGGAGGGCAGGCAUAAAUGGCUACUUCAAAUGUCCUGAAGUGUCUUGAUCCUUUUUUGGCUUCCCAUUUGGAUGCUUUUUUAAAAAGUACUUUUUUAUUUUAUUUUUUAUGUGCUGGAAGCCACCCAGAAUGGCUGAGGAAACCCAGAUAGGCGGGAUAUAAAUAAUAAAAUUGUUAUUUUAUUUUUUACAACUGACAAUUGGCACGUGUACAUGUUCUUCUAAAUCAGGGGACACCAAUGUGGCGCCCUCCUGGACGCUAACUCCCAUUACCCCAGCCAGCAUGGCCAGUGGUCAGGGAUGAUGGGAAUUGUAGUCCACCAAUAUCUGAGGGCAUCACAUUCAAUACCCUCAUCCAAGUUUCUGCCUACCAGCAGCUGCCUAUUCAGGGCCAGAUUAAGGCCCUAAGCACUGAAAAGAUAUGGUUCCCCCCAUAUGUAAUUCAAAAUGAAAGCAAUGCUAAACCAUACAAUAAAAAAUUGUUUUUCAAAAUCACACAAAACUGAGACGCAUGCUGAAAUGAAAGCAGCUACUUCUAGAUGACGCCUUUGAUGCUUUUUUAAAUAUCAAAUGUCAAAUUCUUCAAUAAUUUUUUCUUUCGCUGCUGCUCUUGGCUGACACCCUAAGCACGUGCCGAGCCUGUUUAUUGGGUAAUCCAGCACACUCUGUCGAUUUAAUUUAAAUAUACUGACCCUGUGGAGUGGGAGGAGGAGCAGAUCCAGGGCAGGAUUUGGGUGGUUGGGACAGAUCAUCAAAAAUGGGGGCAGAGUGAAGACUGAACAUGACAGCUUACGUGGGUGAAGGCUGGCAGCAUCCUGAGUUUAUUGGCUCUUAAGAACCACAACUACCUAGUAGCUGGCAAAUGACUGUUAUAUUGUUCGGGCCUGUGAAACAGGGGCAGGAUAACCUGUGGUCCUUCAGAUUCUGUAGAACUUCAGCUCCCUCCAUCCCUAGCCAAUGGGCCAUACUUGUUGAGUUAAUGGGAGCUGCAGUCUGACACACUUACCUAACCAAUGGCUGAUUGGCUGAGAGGGAUCUGUACUCCUCUUUGCAGUGGUGUCUGCUGCCGGUGGACACAGAAGCCGUGGUCCUCUGUCUCCUUCAAGCAACAGUUUCUGAGUUAUAGGGUCAUUUCAGUCUGUCAGGGGUCGCCAAUGUGGUGACCUCCAGCUGUUGUUGGACUCCGAUCCCCAUCAGCCUCAGCCAGCGUGACCAAUGUUCAGCGUUGAUGUGAGUUGUAGUCCAGUGAGAAGGUUGUUAGCGUCCAUUUGUCUUGAAAGACAAUGGAGCACAUCUCUGGGGGCCAAGUCAAACUGUUGUAAGCCAAAAAUAGCUUAUCUCCUGAGAUUUUUGGCUUACAACAAAACCGUUUGAUAACUACAGUGCCAGAUGUGACGAUAACUCAUAACUGCUGCCUUCUGCAUGUUUUUUGCUGCAUUAGAAACACCAAAAUGACCUCUCUGGGGCGCAUGUCUGGGCAGUGUGUAUGGAGGUCCUGGGCUGCCCAGAUGACAAGACCCCCUUCUUACCAUCACUGAUGUGGUCCAAAGGAAAGCAGAGCAAGACAUUUGGCAGGAGUUGCCAGAAGGAGGUGUACAGUACAAGGCGCCAGCCAACUAUCUUAGGGACUCCACUCUGUUUUUGUGUAGGGUUUACUCCUUCCUGACCAUUGGACCCACUAUUGGUCUUGUCCACUCAACUCUCCAGAACCUGCCUUCACGUGCAGGGGAAGCUCCUAACUCACUGAGGGUUUGAGACCCAUCGGCUCCCCUCACCUGGUUUAUUCCUUUAUCUGCCUGAACCAUCCAUUUUCUUGGAUGUCCUCAAACUCUAGAAUAAUAAUAAAAAAAUUGUAUUUAUAUCCUGCCCUCCCCAGCCGAAGUCGGGCUCAGAGCAGCCAACAAUAAGGGAGGGAGAAAAACUCUAUAUCCACUUUCUCCUUGCCUAACAUAACUUUAUAAACUUCUAUCAUGUUGCUGCUUAUUUGCCUUUUUUCUGAACAAAGAAGUCUGCAACCUUCCCUUGCAGCAGAGUCGCUCCACCCUCUCGAUCACUUUUGUGCAAACGUCCACUACGGUGCCAUUCCCUACUUUGUGUUCAAUGCGUGCACCUGUUGAUUCUCCACACAGACAAAGCGGGGAGUGCCAAGAAGGUGGUAGAAGCAGAAGAAGAGGAAGUAGACAUUGACCUGAAUGCGCCCGAGACGGAGAAGGCCGCCCUCGCCAUCCAGGGGAAGUUCCGGCGCUUCCAGAAACGGAAAAAGGACCCCAGUCCCUGA
This is a messenger RNA of Podarcis lilfordi (Lilford's wall lizard), 10723 nucleotides long. The record is from the annotation of a GenBank genome assembly. Lineage: Eukaryota; Metazoa; Chordata; Lepidosauria; Squamata; Lacertidae.